Penicillium cosmopolitanum is the source of this 3918-nucleotide messenger RNA. RefSeq names its product inositol polyphosphate kinase KCS1. Gene Ontology annotation, cellular component: nucleus; cytoplasm. The transcript is spliced from 3 exons. Gene Ontology annotation, biological process: phosphatidylinositol phosphate biosynthetic process; inositol phosphate biosynthetic process. The coding region runs from base 1 to 3918 and encodes 1305 amino acids. The record is from RefSeq and is a predicted model, not a curated record. Gene Ontology annotation, molecular function: inositol hexakisphosphate kinase activity. Lineage: Eukaryota; Fungi; Ascomycota; Eurotiomycetes; Eurotiales; Aspergillaceae.
AUGUCAAACCCGCCUCCCGCUCCCGAACACUCCUUGCCUGACCCCCUGGUAACACCUGCUGCUCCCGCCCAACAUGAUUGCUCGGAAGCCGAGUUGUCGUCGGUCAACCCACGUCACCACUUGUCGCAGGACCAACAUUCGUUGUCCCAGGGGGCUCAGCAGGAGACUCAGUCCCCAUCGCGCGCGGAAUCCCCCACCAUCCGUCAAUGGUCCCAGCCCACCCCGGCCUUCGCCCUAAAAAGGACCCAUACCUUACCCUUGGAGACACUCUCCCGUCCCGACACUUUCCAUAGCCCUCAAUUGUCCGAACGUGACAGUAUCUUUGCGACUCACUAUCUGCCCUCGGAGAGCGGCGCUAAUACCCCACAAUUGCCCCCCGAGAAAGUCGUGGAGAAUGAGAAUGACCAUCAGGUCAAUUUGAUUCCUGGUCUCGAUGAUGUGCCUGGAUCUCCAAGUCCUGCCUCCAAGGUCUCCCCCCUCCGUUCUUGCGUCGACCCUUCCCACAUGGAAGUUGACGCCCGCAGACAUUACCCAUUGCGCCCUACUUCUCACUACUCAACCUCUCGGCUCCCCCGCUUAUCUCUCUUGCGCUCAUCUAUCUCAUCCGCGGAUCAGCUGAAGGCUCAAGACGGGGAGGCGAGUGUUACAGUGCACUCGGUGCCUGCGGGUGAAACAGGUACGAAUACUAGUGCUUUUGAAGACACUCCCACUGAGCGCAGUCUACUUCCUUCAGCUAUAGACGAUGUCUCUCACUCUCCUGGCACGUUGACACCCUCAGCUGGCCACAACUGGCCAUCGCCGGAGGGAGAAGCUGUCCCCUUUCCUCCCCUCACAGACCCGAAUCGAGGUCGUCGGGGACGACUGGACAAUUCCAUUGAGGCCAAUCUCACCAAUGCGGAGCCAGCCUCCAACGUGCGCAGUCGAAAAUCCAGCCAUUAUCUGGGUCUAUUCAAGGAGAAUACCACUUCCCCAGACCGCAAACGAUGGGAGGACCGUGAUCGAGCUCGGCUGCACGAAGGGCAUGCCGAUUUGAACUCCGUGAUGGAUUUCGACCAGCAGAAUUCGACGCCGUCAAUAGACGAGGAUGUGUCGCUUCGCAAAAGUAUCUCGCUUCCCUCAUUGAGUGAUGGGCAAAUCUUUGAGCCGUCCACUCCAGUCGACCCCCCUCGUCAAGCAGAUCAUGAAGAUCCCUUCAAGCGCAACCCACCGACGUUACCUCUGAGUCUCUUAGAAGAAAUUCGAAACUUCCACCUCACACCUGGCGGAGGCCGCGGAUCUUCAUUCUCCAAAAGUAUCCCGACUCAAUAUACCGAACGCAGUCGGGAUUAUUUCCAAGCAGAACCCCACAUUGAACGUUUCAACGAGUCUCUAAGCUCUCUUGAUGAAGAGACUGGUCAAAACUCGCCCCAGUUCGAAGAUGAGGAGGAAAAUGAGCAAAUCUCAUCUGCAGUCUACUUUCCUCAUGAAAGAGUCGCUGUACCCGAAGAUGACCAGAGGAAAGAGCCGAUAGAGGCAGACCCCCAUGGUGUGCAAACAGUUCAGAUAUCAGCUGCAGAGACAGGCCACGAGCUGAUGUUGGUCCCCCAAGAGCGUAGCAAAUCUUCCCAGCAGGAGGUCGGCCAUGUGGAUAUAUCCUUUCGAUCUAAGAAUGAAAGUAAGAUCCUUCAUGGCGAUUUGUCGGGUCUUCGGUCUCCGACAGAUGGCAUACCAGAAAAACCUCUGGGUACGAUUUCUGAACACAGCUAUGAUCACGGUGACAAAUCCACUACCGACUCCGAAUCUGUAUCUGCCGAUGAGAGUGUACACUCCUCUACCCUUGAUGAUUCUACCACAGGUAGCCUCACCGAUGACGCUGAUACACCCACCGCGACGCCAACCCAACGACCAAAAUUUACCCCUAGGCGCAAGCCCACCCCCUCGGCGCAACGUGCAGUCUGCAAACAGCUUAACAAUCGUGAAAAUGAAUUCUACGAGCGUAUCGAACGGAGGCAUCCUGAUAUGUUGCUGUUUUUGCCGAGAUACAUUGGUGUUCUCAACGUAACUUUCUCCAAGAACCCGAAGCGCACGAAAGGUCACUCUGAGCAAGGCGUCAUCUCCCCGGAAUUACAUCAAGCAAAUGGCGCAUCAAGUGUGAAUUCUCAUGUCAUAGAAGCCCCCGAACCGCAGCGAAUUGUGAGCCAAAAACAGAUUACCGGCGUCAUUCCCAAGGUCAUUCUCGAAAACAACCGCCAUAUUAUCCCAGCCGAUUUGUUUGGUCGGCCCCAACGGCUACGAGUUGCUGAAAGGGCGUUAACGCGACCGCGCUCUGCUGAUGGUCUUGAUAACAUCGCGGCCGGUUCUGAUCCGUCGUCUGUCAGACAACGAAAAGCUAAAAUAUGGGGCGCUACGACGGUAAAUCGGAAACUUCAAGAACAAGUCCUUCGAGAGGUUUUCAGCCCUCCUGCAAUUCAUCAACAUCGUCGGCAUGCCCGGGGGCAUCUCAAUUUGCCAAGAGCAGCCUCGGAUAUCCCGUAUCGCCGUGGAAACCUGUCAGAGGAUCACACAUCGAGCAACCUGCCACCGUCAUUGACGAUGACGAGAGUCACUACCCUGGACGCGCCGAUUAUGGACAUGGAUAUUGCACCCUCGACCAAGGAUGGCAUAACCCUUUCAUCAUCGGCAUCCACCGCAUUUGAAGACAAGCGCACCCGCGCCGAGACAGACAAAGCCGAAGAUGAUCUCAACCGAGCAGCUUCAUUGAACCGCGGUCAACAGUCCCGGAGAAGACACUCAGGCAGUGGCUUACAAAGGCGAGGAAGUAUCAAUUCACGCAACCAAAGUGAACUUGUAUUUUUCGACGAUGAGGGUUACGGUGGAGACAGGGAAGAUGAAAUCUUCUCCAUGGAGGGGGACGCCCCAGGGCUCUUAAAUGCACCACCCACAGCAUUGCCAUCAACCUUGAUUGCAGCCAAAGAAACUCCACUUGACACUCACACAAAUCAUUUCACAUCCCCGAGCAAACUUCAUGAUGCAGCAGUUGCUAUGGGAGGCAAGGAUGGUGCCGAGUCUCAAUUGCCAAGUAACCCCAAGGAUGCCCUGCUGAGAAAAGACGAGCGCGUUCAGUUUUUCCUACUCCUGGAAGACUUGACAGCUGGCAUGAACAAACCUUGUGUCCUUGACCUUAAAAUGGGCACCCGACAGUACGGCAUCGAAGCGAAUGAGAAGAAAAAGAAAUCUCAGAGACGCAAAUGCCAGUCAACGACCUCUCGGCAAUUGGGUGUUCGUCUAUGCGGUAUGCAGGCUUGGAAUGUGAAAAAGCAGGAAUACAUAUUUGAGGACAAGUACUUUGGUCGAGACUUGAAAUCCGGCCGUGAGUUCCAAGAUGCUCUGACACGAUUUCUCUACGAUGGGGUAAGCUACAAUAGCGUAGCAAAAAAGAUUCCAAAUAUACUGGAGCAGUUAUCCUUGCUAGAGAAUAUGAUUCGCAAGUUGGACCGAUACCGGCUAUACGCGAGCAGUCUCUUGAUCUUAUAUGAUGGGGAACAGUCAGACCCUUCUACCCAGGAAUCCAAACCCCAGAGCAACGGACGGCCAAAGCUGCAACGCCGUACCUCUGAAGAUGGCCACAACACUCCCAAAGUUCAACUGAAGAUCGUGGACUUUGCAAACUGCGUCACUGGCGAGGACGAACUUCCUGCCGACACGGCAUGUCCACCACAUCACCCGAUGGACAUCGAUCGUGGCUAUCUGCGAGGUCUUCGAACACUCCGAAUGUACUUUCAACGAAUUUUGAAAGAGACCGCACAGGACGAGUUCGUGGAACGCGGAGAGGGUGAAGCAAUCGCGCUUGGCUCUCAGCCUGCUGUUCGUGAGACGCCCUCGGAUCAAUACUACGACGAGAGUGUGAUGGAGACUGAUACAGGCGAAGUCAGUUUCUGA